UCCUGUGCUGGGCGCAAAACCAGCGACUCUUUAAAUUAAGUCGGACCGACUUUUUCUAUCGGAUUGACAGCAGCAUGACAGGAAGACUCAACAACAAAAUGUAUUUUACGUUGACGGAUGAAAAGCAGAUGAAAUUGAUCAUGUUAGCCUUGAGUUAAAGUGUCGCAAUGAAAAAAAUCAAUACAUUUACCGGUUUCUCAAAUUAUGCGUCCAAGCCGUCGAGUUGCGGCUCAAGCAAUGGAGAGCAGGUUUGUAUGGUGGAUUGUCGGCGAAUCGCACCGAACGGUUCGUUUGACACCCCGUGCAGGUGUGGAUCGGAACUAUGUACCUGUCGCUCCGAGCAAGAUUCCACGGGCGGACAUAGGCCUAAUAAAUCUAAGGAAAAUGGGGGUCUCCCUGAAGGAUGGCUACCUCAGAGACAUGCCUUUGACAAUAUGGCCUUUGAGCCUGGGAGCCCAAAUGAGCUUCACCCCCAUUCGGGUCACUUUUCCCGGGCAACGCUCAGCCUCUCUGGCCUAACCUCACCUUCUUGCGUCCAGGCCAUCCACACACGGAUAUCAGCGCUGAAGGGAGUAGCCUCACUCUCUGUCUCUCAGGCCAGUAGCUUAGCUUGGGUGGACUAUCACCCUUCCGCCGUCACGUCCAGGGAGAUCUGCGAGCAGAUCAAGGCGAUGGGGUACGGGGUGAAGGACGUAGCCGUGACAGGGGAGACCGGAGUCGCGGAGUCAGCGGUGGACGAGGCCCUGGUUAGGAUUAGGGUGGAGGGAAUGACGUGCCAAUCCUGUGUGCGCUCCAUUGAGGGAAAGAUGGGUACGCUAGCUGGGGUGCUGGGAAUCUGUGUAUCAUUAUCUGAUAAAGAAGCAACUGUGUCCUUUGACUGUGGGAAAGUUCAACCAGAGGAACUACGAGUGUGUAUUGAAGAAAUGGGAUUCGAUGCCGCUCUGAUGGAGACGACCCCACUAAAGAGCCCCCAGGUUGCAAAUGCCGCACAGGACGCUAUGGGAGGUUCAAGAGAAGUGACCUUGGGAGUGGAAGGGAUGCAUUGUGGGUCAUGUGUAAAUAACAUCACAAAGAGUGUGUCUGACAUGCUUGGGGUUCACUCUGUAUUGGUCUCCCUGGAAAACAAGAGCGUGAAUCUCAAAUACGACAGUUCUCUUAUUACUUUGGAUACAGUCAGAGGCAUUGUGGAGGGUCUUCCACCAGGGAAUUUUCGGGUGACCCUUCCCGGAGGGACAUCAGAACUUUCUAGGCCUUUGCUCAGGACUGGUGACCCUGUGAAUGGUCAAAGUUCCAUCCCAAUUCAAACAGUCGAGAUAAAGAUUUUAGGAAUGACUUGUAACUCCUGUGUACAAUCCAUAGAAGGGAUGAUUUCCCAGAAGCCCGGGGUGCAUUCCAUAAAGGUUUCUCUGAAGGAAGAGAAGGGAACUGUCACAUACAACCCCAGCCUGACCAGCCCUGAAGGCAUAAGAGAGGCCAUUGAUGAUAUGGGCUUUGAAGCAUCUCUUCAACAAGGUGGUCCUGGAUCUUUGGAGAAUGCGUUAACAAAUGAGGGGUCAUGUGAUAAAAAGAUAUUUGACCUCAGGUACCCUUCCCCACCUGACACCACCCCCAAGUCCCCAACGUCCUCUAGUGCAGCUUCUGGUCCUGCAUCCAUCACCCCUGGUCCAAAGGAAGGGAACACCCAAAAGUGCUUCAUUCAUGUGACAGGCAUGACAUGUGCAUCCUGUGUGGCUAACAUUGAGAGAAACUUACUGAAGCAUAGAGGGAUUAAAUCGGUCUUGGUAGCCCUGAUGGCCGGUAAGGCAGAGGUCCAGUAUGACCCAGAGGUCCUGGAUGCUGCUCAGGUUGUUCAGCACAUCUCCAGUCUUGGUUUUGGUGCGUCACUGAUGGAGGAAAAUCCGGCCAAAGAUGGGAUUCUGAAUCUUUCUGUUACUGGUAUGACUUGCGCCUCCUGCGUUCAUAACAUUGAAACCAAAUUACUCAGAACCAGAGGUAUUCUAGAAGCCUCAGUUGCCCUGGCAACCAACAAAGCUCACGUGAAGUUUGACACAGAGGAGCUUGGGCCGCGGGACAUCAUCAGAAUAAUCGAGGGACUUGGCUUUGGGGCAUCUGUGAUAAGACACAACGGUGUAGGGAAAAGGAGUGGCUUGGAUCACCAAAGGGAGAUUCGGCAGUGGAAACAGUCCUUUUUGUUCAGCCUGGUGUUUGGUAUCCCGGCAAUGGGGCUAAUGAUCUAUAUGAUGGUGAUGGACAGUCUCCACAAAGAACACGGUGGCUCCAUGCCUAUGGACCAGAACCUCUUACCGGGCCUGUCCCUCCUGAACCUGGCCUUCUUCUUGCUCUGCACCCCUGUUCAGAUUUUCGGCGGCCGUUACUUUUAUAUUCAAGCAUAUCGUUCCCUGAGGCAUGGCGUGGCCAACAUGGAUGUCUUGAUCGUCUUGGCAACCACCAUUUCCUAUGUCUACUCCUGCACCAUCCUAUUGGUGGCCAUGGCCGAAAGAGCGAAACAAAGCCCUGUCACCUUCUUCGACACGCCGCCGAUGCUGUUCGUUUUCAUUUCUCUCGGCCGAUGGUUGGAGCACGUUGCUAAGAGCAAAACAUCAGAGGCUCUAGCCAAACUCAUGUCCCUGCAGGCAACAGACGCCACCAUAGUCACGCUGGGCCGGGAUAACUCCAUCAUCAGUGAGGAGCAGGUCUCGGUGGAGCUGGUCCAGAGAGGGGACAUAGUGAAGGUUGUGCCUGGGGGAAAGUUCCCUGUGGACGGGAAGGUGAUUAAUGGGACAUCCAUGGCAGACGAGUCCCUCAUCACUGGAGAACCGAUGCCGGUCAAGAAAAAACCAGGCAGCUGUGUGAUCGCUGGCUCCAUCAAUGCCCACGGGGCCCUGCUGGUGGAGGCCACACACGUAGGGGCAGACACCACCCUCAGCCAGAUAGUCCGACUGGUCGAGGAGGCUCAGACCUCGAAGGCGCCGAUCCAGCAGCUGGCGGACAAGCUUAGUGGCUACUUCGUCCCCUUCAUUGUCAUCGUCUCCCUGAUAACGCUGGUGGUCUGGAUCGUCAUCGGCUUUCUGGACUUCGACGUCGUGGUCAAGUACUUUCCCGGUUACGACGAGAACAUCCCGCGGACGGAAGUGAUCGUGCGGUUCGCCUUCCAGGCUUCCAUCACCGUGCUGUCCAUAGCCUGCCCCUGUUCGCUGGGCCUGGCCACGCCCACUGCCGUUAUGGUCGGAACCGGCAUAGGAGCUCAGAAUGGCAUCCUCAUCAAAGGCGGAGAACCCCUGGAGAUGGCCCAUAAGAUCCGUACGGUAAUGUUUGAUAAGACCGGCACCAUCACUAACGGGGUCCCGCGCGUGACCCGGGUGCUGGUACUGUGGGAUCAGGCACGACUGCCCCUCCGUACCAUCCUGGCGGUGGUGGGCACAGCUGAGGCCAGCAGCGAGCAUCCUUUGGGUAUAGCUGUCGCUAAACACUGCAAAGAGGAGCUGGGGACAGAGUCUCUUGGAUACUGUCGUGACUUCCAGGCAGUUCCGGGCUGCGGGAUCAGCUGUAAAGUGUCUAAUGUAGAGGACUUACUGCAGUCUACUGAGACCACACACACACAGGCCCAGACUCGUUUGACUCUGCACGGAGUCACAACGGACGAGAGCAGCCUCACUGCCGAAGCAGAUACUGAACCGGGUGGUCACGUGUAUUCAGUGCUGAUUGGAAACAGGCAGUGGAUGAGAGCUAAUGGGCUCCACGUCACAGCUGAUGUUAACGAAGCCAUGACCAGUCACGAGAGCAAGGGACAGACCGCCAUUCUAGUAGCCAUAGAUGGCGUGCUGUGUGCCAUGCUGGCCAUAGCUGACACCGUGAAGGCUGAAUCAGCCCUGGCCGUGCACACGCUUCGCAGUAUGGGUAUCGAUGUGGUCAUGAUUACAGGGGAUAACAGACGCACAGCCAAAGCCAUUGCUACACAGGUGGGGAUUAGAAAAGUCUUUGCGGAGGUCUUGCCCUCACAUAAAGUGGCAAAGGUACAGGAGCUCCAGGCGAGGGGUCUGAAGGUUGCCAUGGUGGGCGACGGGGUAAACGAUUCGCCCGCCCUCACCCGGGCUGACCUGGGCAUCGCCAUCAGCACGGGCACCGACGUGGCCAUCGAGGCAGCUGACGUGGUUCUUAUUAGGAAUGAUCUGCUGGACGUGGUGGCCAGUAUUGAACUGUCCAAAAAGACAGUGCAGAGGAUUCGCAUUAACUUUCUCUUUGCUCUCAUUUACAACCUGUUUGGCAUUCCUAUUGCAGCAGGUUUGUUUAUGCCUGUGGGGUUGGUCCUCCAGCCAUGGAUGGGCUCUGCAGCAAUGGCAGCUUCCUCUGUAUCAGUGGUGGUUUCAUCUCUGCUACUGCGACUGUAUAAGAAGACGGCGGCAGAGGUGUACGAGAUGAGAGCGCAGGGUCGUAUGCAGAGUCUCACCUCGUCUCAGGUGAGCACCCGCGUGGGCCUGGAGGAGCGUCGCCGUAGCCCCCAGGCCGCUCGCGGUGCCUGGGACAGGAGCAGCCAGGGCAGCCAGCAUUCCAGGUCCUCGUCCCAUUCCUCACGGAUGGCCGCCGGACAUUCCCCAGCCCUGCCGGCCACGCCUCUGGAUCGCCGCUCUCUGCUAGAGUAUGACGAAGGACAGAAUGAACUCAUAGUGUAGCCCUGCCUGUGUGUGUGUGUGUGCAUGUGUGUGUGUGUGUGUGUCUGAUUCUUAACCUAAAAUGCCUCAUACAAGUCACCUUUCAGUCAUUUCCCUGAACUGUGGCAACUCAUUUUAGUUUUCAAGAAGGAAUUCCAGCUGCCUUUCAAACAUUCUCUCAGUUUUAUUUCAUUUGGGAAUCUUUACACAAAGCUAUUAUGUGGUUUAAUUUCAUCUUAUUGCGUUUUAUCUGAGUUUCUCCUUCAGUGUCUUCAGUUUGUGUACAAUCUUGUUAAGUCUGUAUACUGUUUUGACAGUCCCUGUGUUUUUAAAAUGGCUGUACAUACUGUAUCACCGCUGUGCAAGCAUUGUCAGGGGAAAUAAUCAAUCUUAAAAUUACUAACUUUAUAUAAAAAAAAACACAAGCCUGCCUUACAGCUUUUUAAGCAUCAUAUAUUUUUGUCAAGGAUGGGUGAAUGUAUUUUACAGCUAAAUAUUACAAAAACCAAACAGCCUGUGUUAAAUUAUACACUUUAUACGAACCACCAUUUGCAA
Chanos chanos (milkfish) is the source of this 5204-nucleotide messenger RNA. It is a transcript of the gene atp7b, whose product is annotated as ATPase copper transporting beta. The transcript has 21 exons. Bases 168 to 4670 code for a protein of 1500 amino acids. Gene Ontology annotation, molecular function: ATP hydrolysis activity; P-type divalent copper transporter activity; copper ion binding. Gene Ontology annotation, cellular component: trans-Golgi network; plasma membrane. Gene Ontology annotation, biological process: copper ion import; copper ion homeostasis. The record is from RefSeq and is a predicted model, not a curated record. Lineage: Eukaryota; Metazoa; Chordata; Actinopteri; Gonorynchiformes; Chanidae.